Molecule: messenger RNA, 2019 nt
Organism: Monosiga brevicollis MX1
Lineage: Eukaryota; Choanoflagellata; Craspedida; Salpingoecidae
Exons: 15
Coding region: 1-1812 (603 amino acids)
Biological process (GO): amino acid transmembrane transport
Molecular function (GO): amino acid transmembrane transporter activity
Source: RefSeq, a predicted model, not a curated record
AUGACAUUUGGUUCCUUUGAAUUGGAUGUCGUCACACAUGACAGAGAGAGAGAGUGUGUGAGAGAGUGUGUUACUGCAGUGAGGGAAAAGAACAAAAGAAUCGAAAACAGAGAGAGAGAGAGAACAAAAGAAAUGACGAUAACAAAAGAAAAGAACAAAAGAAAUAAAAAUCUCUUCUCUCUCUCUCUCUCUCUCUCUCUCUCUCUCUCUUGCGCUGGACCUUCUCGCAUGUCCGGAUCCCGUGCUAGCAAUCUUGAUACCCUCCAGCAAUUUUCCGAUGACGAAGAAGACACACCGCUGCUGCUGAAGAGCUCUGGAUCAGCCGACAGUCGCCGCCCUUUCACCUACCAGCCCAUUCGCGAUGCCUCUGCUGCCAAGGACCCCAACAACAGCAACUCCCAUGCCUAUCAACGCUACCGUUACUACAACAAGCUAGCGCCUGCCAAUCAGCCAAAUAGCUUGAUUAUGCCCCACCACGCCCUGCCGUCGUCCGUCUUCGUUUUGGGCAAGGGUGGCGAGCAGAGCUCUGUGGUGACCAUCCUUUCCAUGUGGAACACCAUGAUGGGCUCCUCCGUGCUGACCAUGCCCUGGGCCAUCGAUCAGGCUGGCUUUGGUCUUGGCAUCUUCGCCAUGAUUCUCAUGGCCACCGUGUCCUACUACACCUGUACCAUCGUCCUCUCUGCAGGCCAGGGCGGUCGCAUCAACGGCGAGGAUGUCGAGUUUGCCGAGGUCGUGCUGCGCUUCCUGGGCAAGCGCUACUACGUGGUGGCCGUUAUUUUCAGCGUUCUGACCAUCGUGGGCGCUGCCAUUGCCUAUUGGGUGCUCAUGUCGGGCUUUCUGUACACCGUGGUCGACUACUUCCAUGACCCCAGUGGUUCCAUCCCAGCCAACUCAACCCAUCCCAGUAAUCACACUGCCGUCUUGGCGGACGCUCUCCUUGGCGCUAGCGAUGGAACCGACUCCACCUGGGGUCACUACUGGUCGCGCGAGCUCGUUCCCAUCUACCUCAUUGCCAUCCUAUUUCCCCUUAUCAACUUUAAGAGUCUGACCUUCUUUACCAAGUUUAACUCCCUGGGUGUUGUGUCCAUCAUCUACAUCCUAUUCUUCGUUUUGUUCACCUUUUUCGAUGGCGAGCACUAUCAAAACAGCCCCGCGGGUGGCGUCCACUUUCACAACGUGGAAGAAUGGCGCUCAGGCGUAAUGGCUCUCUGCGGCGUCUCUUCCCUGGCGUUUUUCAUCCACAACGGCUGCUUGUCCAUUAUGCGUAAUGCAGCCGAACCAAAGCACAAUCAGCGUGAUCUUUUGCUCGCCUACAUCCUUGUGUGCUUGACCUACCUCCUCGUUGGUGUACUGUACUACAUCUCCUACGCGGGUAACAAGGACGGCAUCAACAACAACUUCUUGCAAGACUUUCACAAGACGGACAAGAAUUUCAUUUUCUCCUUGAUUGCACAGCUUUGUCUACUUUUGCAAAUGAUUACAGUAUUUCCACUGCUCAUUUUCAUCGUCCGCUUUCAAGUCAUGUCCACCUUCUUCAAUGGCAACGUUUGGCCCAGCUUUGGUCACGUGCUGGGCUUGAACGUCAUGAUUACCACCGUCUGUGUGCUGGUGGCCAUCUUCUAUCCUCAUAUCGGCGAUAUCCUGCGCUACACGGGCGCCAUCUGCGGUUGUGUGUACAUCUUUGCGCUGCCCUGCCUGGUGCAAAUGGAAAUUUUACGCCGCCAAAAUAAACUGACCGUGAGCAAACGGGUGAUUCAUUAUCUCCUCAUGCUUUUGGGUGUGGGCAUUCUGGUCGGACAGUUCACGCCGUGAACGGGUCUUGCCUGACUAGCAUCCCUGACACACCACAGGGUCCCGUUCGAGCAUAUGAUUGUGUAUUUUCGUCUGCGUGGGCUUGUUUGGGUGGUGCUCUUUUUUGUGUUCUGUUUUCUGUCGGUGCAUGACGUGCGCGACUGGGAGAGGCCAGAGAUCGCUUGUUCGAUUCUCAAGCGGUCAGCGAAUUUUAGCCAUUUAUCCACG